GCGAAGCGAACAAGCUGGUCACGGCAGCAGCAGUGCCCUCCAUCCUCUACUGCAUGAGAGUGGCAGCACCGCCCACAUCGACAGUGCAGCAGCUGCGCCAAGCCGUCGCGAGCUCUGUCGGCGACAGCGUGGCAGGGCGGUCAGCGCCACUUGUUUUGCUGAGCGAGGGCGUGGACCCCGCGCACGUCACCAACAUAGGCCCCAUCGUGGACUGGGCCACCGCUUGGAAGGAACCAGUACACGACCCAGCGCUAGCGGACCGACUCACGGCCGCUUGGAAGCGCUGGAGCAUUCGCCUGUCGCAGUCCGCACGGCCAUGGACAUUGGCCCGAGGCCCCGCGGGAGCAUUGUUGGCCACGGCUCGCAGGCUGGGCUGGCAAUCGCAGGCGUCUUUCUCGCUCACCAUAGGCGUGGUCAGUGCUGAUUUGCACCUGGCCGGCGCAUGGUGGCUACACGAGCAG
Prorocentrum cordatum is the source of this 461-nucleotide messenger RNA. NCBI's taxonomy places the organism in Eukaryota, Dinophyceae, Prorocentrales, Prorocentraceae. The record is from the annotation of a GenBank genome assembly.